Manis pentadactyla (Chinese pangolin) is the source of this 6471-nucleotide messenger RNA. RefSeq names its product neuroepithelial cell-transforming gene 1 protein-like. Bases 1 to 1425 code for a protein of 474 amino acids. Gene Ontology annotation, molecular function: guanyl-nucleotide exchange factor activity. Gene Ontology annotation, biological process: positive regulation of Rho protein signal transduction; intracellular signal transduction. The transcript is spliced from 9 exons. The record is from RefSeq and is a predicted model, not a curated record. NCBI's taxonomy places the organism in Eukaryota, Metazoa, Chordata, Mammalia, Pholidota, Manidae.
AUGUGGAGAAUUAAGGUGAAGCCAUUUACUCGUCAUGGUGACAGCAGAUCCCCAGCUUCUGCCCAAAAGUCAUCACGCAGAUCAACAGUCCCAACACCUGCCAAAAGGAGAAGUAGCGUCCUGUGGUCAGAGACGUUAGGCGUCAACAUUAGAGAGUCUUUAACUGCGAAAGAAAUCAAACGUCAGGAGGCAAUAUAUGAAAUGUCCCGAGGUGAACAGGAUUUAAUUGAAGAUCUCAAACUUGCAAGAAAGGCCUACCACGACCCCAUGUUAAAGUUGUCUAUCAUGUCAGAAGAGGAACUCACACAUAUAUUUGGUGACUUGGAUGCUUAUAUACCUUUGCAUGAAGAUUUUUUGGCAAGAAUAGGAGAAGCAACCAAGCCUGAUGGGACAGUGGAGCAGAUCGGUCACAUUCUUGUGAACUGGUUGCCAGGCUUGAAUGCCUACAAAGGCUACUGUAGUAACCAGCUGGCAGCCAAAGCUCUUCUUGACCAAAAGAAACAGGACCCAGGAGUCCAGGACUUUCUCCAGCGAUGUCUUGAGUCUCCCUUCAGCCGAAAACUAGAUCUGUGGAGCUUCCUCGAUAAUCCCCGAAGUCGCCUAGUCAAGUACCCUUUACUAUUAAAAGAAAUUCUUAGACAUACUCCAGAAGACCACCCUGAUGUUCAGCUUUUGCAGGAAGCUAUAUUGAUAAUACAAGGAGUUCUCUCUGAUAUCAACUUGAAGAAAGGAGAAUCAGAAUGUCAGUAUUACAUCGACAAACUGGAGUAUCUGAAUGAAAGGCAGAAGGAUCCUCGAAUUGAAGCAAGCAAAGUAUUGCUUUGCCACGGGGAGCUGAAGAAUAAAAAUGGACGUAAAUUUUACGUUUUCCUAUUUCAAGACAUCUUGGUUUUGACUCGUCCUGUUACACGAAACCAGCGUCACUCUUAUGAAGUUUACCGACGACCAAUCCCCGUCCAAGAGCUCGUCUUGGAAGACCUGCAGGAUGGAGAUGUGAGAGUGGGUGGGUCCUUUCGAGGGGCUUUUGGCAACUCACAUAAAGCUAAAAAUAUCUUUAGAGUUGGCUUUCAAGACCCCUCUCCAGGCCAGUCUCACACUCUGCAAGCCAAUGAUGUGUUCCACAAACAGCAGUGGAUCAACUGUAUUCGAGCCGCCAUAGCCCCUUUCCAGCAGGCCACCAGUCCAGCCGAGCUACAGGGUUUGCCCCAGCUCCAUGAGGAGUGCGUCGAGAACAACCCCUCCGCUGGGACUGUCGAAACCCAGAAAAGGGCAUCUACAGCACCCAGUGUGACUCAGGUCGAAGUUGAUGGGGAUGCUUCAGCGUGUGUCUCCCCUGCGUGCACCACAGACAACAUGAAGAGUGUCAGCACACCGAGCACAGCCUGGCUUCGCAAAGCCAAGGGACAAAUCUUCAUUGGGUGUUGAAUGGAAAGAGAUGUCAGUAUAAAGGAAGUUCUGUGUAUUACUGGUGCAGAGCCUGUUUAUUUAUAAAUGUUUACAGUUUGGUUUUUGUAAUGUGAGCAUGGGUGCGUUGCAGGGUUACUUAAUACUAGUCUUCACAUUUUUUGUUACUGCUUUUUUUUUGUUUUUUUUUAAUGGCAGCUAAAGAUACAUAUACAGAUUACUGUUAAAACUGCAGCCUUCUUUUUUAAGAUAUAUUCUCAUAAUUUGGAACAUGCAAGCCUGGUAUUUUUAAUCAAAUGAAAUAUUUAUGGAAUGGGUUACUUCUUUAUUCUAAAUUCGUUAGGACUUUCCAAUACCUACCUAUUGUGAUAUUUACAAUAUCUACCAAACCUUAAAAUUUUUCAAGUACUGGAAUUUUACCAGUGUUUCUUUGAUAAACUGCGUGUGCGGAAUUUGAAAUUUUAACAUUGUCUCCUAAAAUCUACACAGAAUACAGGUGUGUAAUACAUUAUAAUUUAUACUGUAUAAAAGGAACAUAAGUUCCUUUUGAAACAAAGCAUCAAACUUUAUACAGAUUUUCCAUUUUAUGAACUGGAAUAUUUUAUAUUAGUUUUUUUCACUACACCUUCCUCAUUUUCAUUCACUUAACCUCCAAUUAUUUAAUUUUUUUUUCUUAUAAUGUAGUUUUUAGUAUUCGCUUCAUUUAUUUAUUUUUUACUUUGACACCUUUACAGAUUGGUAGCCUUUAUUUUUUCACCUUGAUAAAAAUGUGUACAUAUGUGCAUAUAUAGAUAUAUAUAUAUGUUUUUUAAAUCAUAUUACCUUUAUCAACGGAAACCAAGCCAUACUGUUUUUGAGCCAGUUAAGAAAACUGCGAUUUUUCCAGUGUAGUAUUGCAAGGUGGUGAACACACAUGAACUGACUCAGUGUAUUCUGGACUACUGACAGAAAACCACCUUAAGGGUUUUCUUGAGAGCUUUAGUGUUGUCUGAAAAGCAAGAGGGCAGGCAGUUGGCUGCUAAUACAUAAAAAAGAGGGAAAAAGAGAGUAGUUUGGUCUUAAGGUAAAAAUAUCUGGUUGUGCUAGAACAUGCAAGAAGAUAGUAAAAGCUAAACUUGCGGGUGUAGAGUAAGUUAUAGAAGGCUUGGGGAAAGUGAAUUUUAUUUGUUGGUUUAUAAUACCUGCAAAUAAUGAGUUAGAAAAGAAGCAGGUGUGUUGAAAUUCUGACCAUACUAUAUCAAUUUUUGUGGAUUUAUUCAUGAGGUAAAAAUAAUGAAUCUUUUACUCUAAAAUAUUUCUGUUCAAAUGAGAUCAUACUCUUUAAGUGGAGGACUAAAUGCUCUGUGUCACAGCAGACUUAUAAUGUUGAUCAUUCAAGGAAAUGUUGACUAUUCUGUGAACUGUAUUUGGCCAGCGCAAGUGAAAAUGGAGAAAGAUUGUAAAUAGAUCAAUCCGAAUGACUUCUUUUUAUUUUAUUUAUUUAUUUAUUUAUUUAUUCGUUUGUUUAUAUUUUUGUUAUCAUUAAUCUACAAUUACAUGAACACUAUGUUUACCAGGCUACCGCUCUCAGCAUGUCCCCCCGCCCACUACAGUCACUGUCCAUCAGCGUAGCAAGUUGCUGUAUAAACAGCACCUGUCUUCUCUGUGUUGUACAGCCCUCCCUGUACCCCCCACAACACUAUACAUGCUAAUCGUAAUGCCCCCUUUCUUUUUCCCCACCCUUAUCCCUCCCUUCCCACCCAUCAUCCACAGUCCCUUUCCCUUUGGCACUGUUAGUCCAUUCUUGGGUUCUGUGUUUCUGUUGCUGUUUUGUUCCUUCAGUUUUUGCUUUGUUCUUAUACUCCACAUAUAAGUGAAAUCAUUUGGUACUUGUCUUUCUCUGCCGGGCUUAUUUCACUGAGCAUAAUACCCUCUAGCUCCAUCCAUGUUGUUGCAAAUGGUAGGAUUUGUUUUCUUCUUAUGGCUGAGUAAUAUUCCAUUGUGUAUAUGUACCACCUCUUCUUUAUCCAUUCGUCUACUGAUGGACACUUAGGUUGCUUCCAUUCCUUGGCUAUUGUAAAUAGUGUUGUGAUAAACAUAGUGGUGCAUAUGUCUUUUUGAAACUGGGAAACUGCAUUCUUAGGGUAAAUUCCUAGGAGUGCAAUUCCUGGGCCAAAUGGUAUUUCCAUUUUUAGUUUUUUGAGGAACCUCCAGACUGCUUUCCAUAAUGGUUGACUAGUUUACAUUCCUACCAGCAGUGUAGGAGGUUUCCCCGUUUCUCCAUAUUCUUGCCAGUAUUUGUUGUUCCUAUUCUUUGCUAUGUUGGCCAUCCUAACUGGGUGAGGUGAUAUCUCAUUGUGGUUUUAAUUUGCAUUUCCCUGAUAAUUAGCAAUGUGGAGCAUCUUUUCAUGUGCCUGUUAGCCAUCUGAAUUUCUUCUUUGGAGAAUUGUCUGUUCAUAUCCUCAGCCCAUUUUUUAAUAGGGUUAUUUGUUUUUUGGGUAUUGAGGUGUAUGAGUCCUUCAUAUAUUUUGGAUGUUAACCCCUUGUCAUAUAUGUCAUUUAUAAAUAUAUUCUUCCAUACUGUAGGAUGCCAUUUUGUUCUGCUGUUAGUGUCCUUUGCUGUACAGAAGCUUUUUUAGCAUGAUGUAGUCCCAUUUUUUUCAUUUUUUUAUUUUGUUUCCCUUGCCCAAGGAGAUGCGUUCAGGAAAAAGUUGCCCAUGUUUGUAGUCUAUAGAUUUUUGCCUAUGUAUUUUUCUAUGAGUUUUAUCAUUUCAUGACUUACAUUCAGGUCUUUAAUCCAUUUUUAGUUUACUUUUGUGUAUGAGGUUAAACAAUAAUCUAGUUUUAUUCUCUUGCAUAUAGCUGUCCAGUUUUGCCAACACCAGCUGUUGAAGAGCUUGUCGUUUCCCCAUUGUAUAUCCAUGGCUCCUUUAUCAUAUAUUAAUUGACCAUAUAUGCUUGGGUUUAUAUCUAGGCUCUCUAGUCUGUUCCAUUGGUUUAUGGGUCUGUUCUUGUGCCAGUACCAAAGUGUCUUGAUUACUGUGGCUUUGUAGUAGAACUUGAAGUUAGGGAGCGUAUUUCCCCCAGCUUUAUUCUUCCUUCUCAGGAUUGCUUUGGCUACUCGGGAUCUUUUGUGGUUCCAUAUGAAUUUUAGAAUUAUUUGCUCUAGUUUGUUGAAGAAUGCUGUUAGUAUUUUGAUAGCAAGUGCAUUGAAUCUGUAGAUUGCUUUAGGCAGCAUGGCCAUUUUGACAAUAUUAAUUCUUCCUCUCCAUGAGCAUGGGAUGUGUUUCCAUUUAUUGGUAUCUUCUUUAAUUUCUCUCAUGAGUGUCUUGUAGUUUUCAGGGUAUAGGUCUUUCACUUCCUUGGUUAAGUUUAUUCCUACGUGUUUUAUUCUUUUUGAUACAAUUUUGAAUGGUAUUGUCUUCCUGAUUUCUCUUUCUGCUAGUUCAUCAUUAUAGGAAUGCAAGAGAUUUCUGUAUAUUCAUUUUGUAUCCCACAACUUUGCUGAAUUCGGAUAUUAGAUCUAGUAGCUUUGGAGUGGAUUCUUUAGGGUUUUUUAUGUACAAUAUCAUGUCAUCUGCAAACAGGGACAGUUUAACUUCUUCCUUGCCUGUCUGGAUGCCUUUUAUUUCUUUGUGUUGUCUAAUUGCUGUGGUUAGGACCUCCAGUACUAUGUUCAGUAAAAGUGGGGAGAGUGGGGGAAGGUUUUUUACUAAGUGAAAUAAUUUUUCAUUAAUUUGAGUUGUGCUAAGUUGUAUGUUUUAUGGACUAUGUCUAAUUUAUAUUGGCAUAUAGUUUCUUUUUUUAUAAUAUCUUAUGUUUGUGGGAUGUAUAGUGAUCCUACAGGAUGCGUCUUUUUCAUUCCUGACAUUAUUUGUACCUUUUUAAAAAGGAGUUAACCAUGUAUUAGUCUUAAACAAACCCAUUGUCUUAAUUGACAAUUCCUCUAUUAUAUAUGUUUCCUUUUCAUUAAAAUAUGUUAUCUUUAUUAUUUCCUUGUUUCUGUGGGCUGAAUUUUCUGUUCUUUGUCUAACUUCUUGAAGUUGACACUCAGUGCAUCGAUUUUUCAGUCUCUUUUUUCUAUUGUAUGCCUUUAGUGUUACACAUUUCAUGUAAGUGUGGUUUGAAUAUAUAGUUUUUUGGUCAUUGGGUUAAUAUUGUUUCUAUAAUUUCCUUUGUGAUUUCUUCUUUGGCCCACAGGUACUUAUAAAUUUACUUAUUAAUUUUCGAAGAUUUUCUAGUCAAUCAGCUUAAUUCCAUUGGAACUAAAGAACAUACUCUGGUAUGAUCUUGAUUUUUUUGAAAUAUACUGAGACUUGCUUUAUGACUCUGAAUAUGUCAAUUUUGGAAAAUGUUCUUUGUGUUUUUGAAGAUCAUAUAUAUUCUGUAGUCAGUAGGUGUAAUGUUCUAUAUGCAUAUCCAUCAAAAAAGGUUUGUUUAGUGUUUAGAUUAUUAGUAUCCUUAUUGAUUUUUUUGACUGUUUUAACUAUGAGAGAAGUGUGUUAAAAUCUUUCACUACAAUCUAUCAAACUGUGGUUUUGAACAUUUCUUUUUGUAUUUUUUGCUGUGUAUGUUUUGAAGCUAUAUUACAAGAUAGAAGCAAAUGUAGAAUUGUAUCUUCUGGGUGUAUGGGCAUUUUUAUUAUUAUGCAAUAUUCUUUAGCUGUAAUGUUUCUUGUUCUAAAGUCAUAUUUAUCUGAUAGCAGUAUAACUACCAUGGCUUUCUUUUGAUUUGUGUUUUCAUGGUAUAUCUUGUUUUGUAGUCUUGCUUUUGACCUUUCUGUAUUAUACCUAAAUGCAUUUAUUUAAGUAGUGUAGUUUUUAAAAAAUCCAUCCUGGAAUUAUUUAUCUUUCAAUUGACAUAUUUAGUUCAUUUACAUUGAGGAUAAUAACUGAUGUAUUUGGGCCUAAAACUGUUGUCUUACCAUUUGCUUUUUAUUUGUUCCUUCUAUUCUAUAUUCUUUUUAAAAUCUCUUUUGUCUUUGGAUUAUUUUCUGUAUCCCAGAUUAAGCUUUAUUUCUCUUGUAUUGGUUAUCCUAGAGAUUGUAGUAUGCAUCCUUGUCUUAUUAAAGUCUAAUGUAAAUUAAUA